CGAGAUUUCUGUCAGUCCUCAUGGCUCAGGAGCUGAUGCUGGCAGCAAGAAUAGCCUCCUUUUCCGUGACUUUACAAAGUCACAGAAAUUGAGGAUUUCUGGCCCCUGGUACCAGCAUUCUGACCUGCAUGAACACCUUAGGCAGACCUGGCCGUUUGAGGCGGGCGAUUGCCCGCGCGCGCCUCCACGCUCGCCUGGGGUUAGCGAGAUAAUUGAUGCAGUGGACACAUCAAUCAGAGGCAAAGGAUUGAGGUCAUCAUUAGUCACUCCAUUUGUUAAGAUUGAUCCGGGAAGUAGGAGAGAGGCAGAGUUCAGUGUAUCAUUAAAGUCGCUACAGGAAGAAGGUCUUUUACACAGUCAACCUUGCAGAUUGAAGGGAAGGCCACAGAGGAAUGGGGCAAGGAAAUAUCUUCUAGAUCUGGGCACUUCCAUUAUGGAGAGGAUUGAGACAGACCCUGAUCUACCCAGAACCUAUUUAGUGCAAGAGAAAAAUGAUGUUAAGAUAAAUUUCCAAGUUAAUUUCAGGAACUUGGCAAAGGACAUUAUUACAGUUACAAAUGACAAACCAUACAGCUUUUGGCAGUGCAAUACCCUCAUUACUCAAGUGCCGCCUCACAAUGUGGUUGUGGAUUUUAGCUCACCGAACAUUGCUAAGCCAUUCCAUGUUGGCCACUUACGCUCCACCAUUCUUGGGAAUUUCAUAGCAAAUUUGCAUGCAGCGUUUGGCCACCAAGUGACACGUAUUAAUUACCUUGGAGAUUGGGGCACACAGUUUGGUCUGCUGAAGUAUGGCUAUGACUCCAAGAAUAUGAAAGAAAGUGAUUUAGAAGGGAAUGCCAUUGAUAAGCUCUUUGAAGUUUAUGUAUGGGCUAAUCAGAGAGCUGCAGAGGAUCCCAAUAUAUACAAUAUUGCUCGUGAGAUAUUCAGUAAAAUAGAAAAAGGGGACAGAGAGGAGCUUGAGACAUGGAAAUUGUUUAGGAGGGUAUCAAUAGAUGAUUUAAAGAAAAUAUAUUUUCGCCUAAAUGUAAACUUUGACGAAUUUCAUGGUGAAAGUAUGUACAAUGCCACUAUUUGCAAUGAAGUGUUGCAGGAAAUGGAAAGGAAAAGUUUGUUACAAUUAAUGGAUGAUGGAAGGAAGGUGUAUCAGGUAAAUGCUAAGCAAAGAGUAACUGUUGUUAAAAGUGAUGGAUCAAGUAUAUAUCUAACAAGAGACGUGGCUGGAGCAGUGGAUAGAUACAAAAGAUAUAAAUUUACAAAGAUGUAUUAUGUUGUUGAUAACUCUCAGACUGAUCAUUUUCACGCACUGUUUGACAUUCUAAAGAACUUAGGAAAGGAAUGGGCAAAAUCUUUGGAACAUGUCAAAUUUGGUCGCAUUUUAGGGAUGAGCACACGCAAAGGAAAUGCUGUGUUUCUUCGAGAUCUUCUCAAUGAAGCUCAAGGCAUUAUGAAAAAAAAUCAACUAAAUACAAGUACUACUAGAGAAAAUGAAUUGUGUAGCAGUCAUACAGCUGACAUAGUAGCAGUUUCAGCUGUAUUUAUUGGAGAUAUGAAACAACGUAGACAGAAGGAUUAUGUCUUCUCAUGGAACAAAGCACUUCAGAACCAAGGUGAUACAGGUGUAAAAUUGCAGUAUGUACACUGUCGACUGGUAAGUUUGGAAGAAAAUUGUGGAGUGCAGUACACAAACAAUGUUGAUAUCAGCUGCCUUUCAGAAGCAGAAGCACAAAAUAUUAUCAGAGAAAUAGCAAGAUAUUUGUAUUAUAGAUUCGACGAAAUUCUGAUGGAUUCAUAUAAGGAAAUGGAGCCAUGUAUUCUUGUCAACUAUUUAUUCAAACUAUGUGGCACCAUCAACAGAGCACUAAAGACCUUGAAAGUGAAAUCUUCACCAAAGGAAGUAGCGGAAGCAAGACUUGCUCUGUUCACAGCAGCAAGACACACACUUGCUGCUGGAAUGAAUAUCCUAGGCCUUAGGCCUUUAAGAAAAAUGUGAUAAUUUUAUCAGUAUUUAUACAAUUCAAAUGUGAAAUACAAAUUUAUGCGCCUUUACAUUUAAUCCAGCAGUACCAUAUGCAAUUUGGAAUAAGUGCUUUUCUCUGUAAAAUAAUUAAACAAAUGUAUAUAUAAGUUUGUAUAUAUAAUGCAAAAUAAGUGUUUCCCUUGGUAUAGUGUAAUUUCCAUAAACAACAGAUUUUUUGUGAAUUAUGAAACCAAUUGAGAAGAGGGACAGCAGUGCAUUGAACAUUAUAAUUAAUUAAUAUCAUGUCGCAGUUAUCAUUAUUUGUAUUGAUUUUAUACUUAUCAUCACUGUUAGUAGUAACAUUAUUUAUCAUUACCAAGGUUAUUUUUAUAGUUGCCACAGCUUUAAUGUUUAUUAUUGUUAUUAUUAUUACAAUACUUUAAUAAAGAUAGUUACGAUUUUAAUAUUAGCACCCAUUAUGAUAAUCGGCGUCCUAACUGUGUAUACAAAACUUGUAAAACUUGCCCCUAGGAAGGGCACUGCCACGCAUAUUUGAUGACGUGGUUGCAAGAGAAGGGGAGGUGAGGAGAGGGGAUAAUCUAAUAUACAAAUAUAUAAAUAUAUAUAUAUAUAUAUA
Molecule: messenger RNA, 2594 nt
Organism: Penaeus indicus
Lineage: Eukaryota; Metazoa; Arthropoda; Malacostraca; Decapoda; Penaeidae
Gene: ArgRS-m
Product: probable arginine--tRNA ligase, mitochondrial
Exons: 12
Coding region: 434-1990 (518 amino acids)
Biological process (GO): arginyl-tRNA aminoacylation; mitochondrial translation
Cellular component (GO): mitochondrion
Molecular function (GO): ATP binding; arginine-tRNA ligase activity
Source: RefSeq, a predicted model, not a curated record